Messenger RNA from Pungitius pungitius (ninespine stickleback), 2958 nucleotides. It is a transcript of the gene ccsapa, whose product is annotated as centriole, cilia and spindle-associated protein a. Gene Ontology annotation, cellular component: centriole; ciliary transition zone; spindle. The transcript has 4 exons. Lineage: Eukaryota; Metazoa; Chordata; Actinopteri; Perciformes; Gasterosteidae. Gene Ontology annotation, biological process: regulation of mitotic spindle assembly. Gene Ontology annotation, molecular function: microtubule binding. The record is from RefSeq and is a predicted model, not a curated record. Bases 199 to 1083 code for a protein of 294 amino acids.
GAUCAGGCGGAAGCUCGUCGCUCUGCGCUAGCUAGCUUGUAGCUUGUAGCUCUCGGUGCAUCCUGACGGCCGGUGAGGACGGAGCGAUGUGAGGCGCGUGACCGCGGGAGGGAAGCGAUUGACGGGUCCUGAACACAGACUGGACCCCCCAGGAAGGAGGUCCGUGAAACGGCCCAGACAGCAGCAAUACCAGGAACCAUGGUGACCAAGAAGAUCCGGACCGAGUACAUGAAGCGGUUCAGGGACCCCAAAUGGGAGACGUUUUCCAAGUGUUACGAGGACUCCCUGAAGUACCGUCUGACCCGGCGGGUGAUGGAGCAUUCCCACAAGCCCUGGUUCUGGGAGGGCUGGGACAGCAGCUCAGGGUCCAGCGGCUGGUCCACGCCGCGGCCGACCCGCAACAAAACCGCCCCCCUGUCCGUCACCCGGCCGGCCGCGGGGGGGAAGCCGAGGACGGACCCGCCUUCUGGGGAAAGACGGGCCGAGGGCCGAGGCGGGGAGGCGGACGCUGGGCCCGCUGCAGUUGUAGAAAACGGCGUGAGCGAGGCCAGCGGCGGGUCGGCGCCAGCGGCUCCGGACCCCGGCGGGCCCCCCGAGGACACGGACAGCGGCCCCGCCGACUCCACGUCCUCCUCCGAGGGGGGGGAGCCGGCGCCGGUCCCCAAGCGGCGGCCCCGGCACCGCGACCCCCGGCCCGCGCCGCCGCCCCUGCCGCACCGGGACGGCCCCGGCGCCGCCGGACCGCCCGCGGCCCGCAAGACGCCGAGGGCGAAGAGCCAGCCCCCGGUCGGCGCCACGGAGAACCGGAGGCCGUCGGGCCGCCUGGACUGGACCGAGAGACACGCGGCGGUCAGGAGGACGCCGAACGACGUGAGUGGUGCCGCCGGACCUUUUAGUAGGAGCUCAGGAGGAGAAAAGGUCCUCACGUCUGACGCCUGCUCUCAGACCCGGCGCGUCUGUGAGCCGGACCGCCGGCGGGCCCGCUCCGCCGACCUGGAGAAGACGAGGAGGCCCCAGCUGACGGUGGUGGAGGACCGCUGGGUGACGGAGUACAUGCGCUGCUUCUCCGCCCGGCUGAGGUAGAGACAGGACCCCCCCCCCCCCCCCCAAAGCCACGUGUCCUCAUGGGGACAAACUGAGGACCACGAGGUCUCAUUCAGAGGGAAACUCACCCAGAAGUUUAUAGUCGUUUAUUACUUACUUAUUUAUUUAUUUAAUUAUUAUUAUUUAAAAUGUGUGUUUGUUGCUGGACAGAAACUUUGCUUUUGAUGUUUGAUGAUGAACAAACGCUUUACUUUUCUCUUUAUGUUGAGUUUUGUUUGACAAAAGGCAGCAGAAAGGGACCAAACUCAAGUACUUUUCAUGUUUGACUGUUUUGGAGCUCGUGUUUAGAUGAAAAUAAGCUACAUAGAAACAAGAGAAAUAAGUAUUUAUGAGUAUUUUCUGAGUAUAAACUAUAUUUAAGAUGUGCUGCCUUUAUGAUGAACUUAAAUAAACUUUUAGUUUACAAGUCUAAUGAACCAAAACAGAUUAAUUAACAAAAACAGAAUCUCUUAAUUUAAAGUAUCAGACUUUUUGCUUCAGUACAAUUUUAGAUAAUAACUUUGUGAUUAAUUUAAAUGCAACAGUGUUAUUUAUGUUGCAUAAAACAGCUGAAGAUGAAUUUAUUUAUUAGAAAACAAGCUUUAAACAGUUUGAUUUACUGGAGGAAUGAAGGCUGUCGGCUCAUUAAUUUCAAGAGUUAUUCAUAAAAGCAGCUCUGAAACACAUGAAAUACAAUUUAAAGUGCUUUACAAAUGAUUGACAGGACCAAAGCACCCGGAGUUAAGAGUAGAAUCAGAGAGAUGCUUCACCGUAUGAUGUGAUUGUGUGUUGUGUGUAUUUAUCGAGUGAAGUCAUCACCAACUGAUCACAUGACCAGAUUUGUCCAAAUCAAUCUGCUCAGAGUUCGAGGUUUCUUCCAGUUAAAUUAAAAAAUAUAUCAUUUAUAAAGAAAUGAAUGUGCUGAGUGUCCGGAUCCCUCAAAAUAACUACUAACUCAUUUAUAUGACAGUAAAUUGAGGGUUUUUUCUUGAGAUCAUCUUGGGGACAGAAUGGAAAAUGUUUUUAAAAAAAGUGUUUACAACCAACAUCUGAACCUUUUUAGCGCCUGGUUGGAUUUGUGUUUAGAUUCAAAUCAAACUGACUCGAUGUGACUGUUUUUCCGACUGUUGGAUGAAACUAAGGAUUGUAAAUAAAUGCUGAUGUCAGCGCGGCUCGGAGGGCUAAAGGUCAUCACGUGUUCCAACAUGGACACUCUGUAUAACUUAAUUUAUUUCAUAUAUGAAUAUUUUUAUCAGAAAUGAAUCCCGUAUGUUUACACACUUGUUCUGUAAGUUCUAAAAUGUUUCUUUAGAAGAACAACGUGGUGAUUGUGAGCAAACGUCUCAGGUACAAAGACAACGUUAUGAAGCGGGUUUAGGGUUUGAUUCUUUGUGCCGUUUAUUGGGACCCGAUGAGUCAAACUGUCUGACAAUCACAGUAAAGUAUCGUAUUUUAACUAAAGAAUGAUAAAUUCUAUUUUAUGUGGUGGAGAAAGUUGCUUUUACUGGUUUGUUGUGUCUCUGGAGCUUUGAGUCAGUUUGAAUGUCGACUCAUUCUCUGUAUCUGAAAACAUGCACUACCACUUGCUGUAAAUCAUAUGAAUAGUAGAUUUGUGUCUUGUAUUUCAAUAUGGAUUAAAAUCAGUUUUUAUCUGCAUCAUUUCACAAAAUUGAUCUUAUUAAAAGCAGGUUUAAUGUUUGAAAAACCUUUGAUCGGAUCAGACUCAUUUGUUGCUAUAAAACUAAACUCAAGGGGACGUUUUUCAAAAUAAACCUGCCUUUCAAAGAAUAUUUGGUUGUUGUGACUUCAGUCCUUUAGUUUGAAAAUCCAGAAGUGUGUCCUCGGCCCCUUUUUGUAUAUAAAAGCAUAAACAAG